CCUGCAGGUUCCUCUUACAUAAGGGAGUGAAGUUUGCUGUCCUGAGUGGGUGUCUCAUCAUCUCCUGGUCAUGAUGUCAAUGCCUGGGACAAGAGGUCAGUCUUAUUGAUCGCUGUGCAAGCAGCAGCAGCCUGUUUACAGAGAUCUGGGACUCCAAAAAAAGAAGCAGAAGCAUCCUGCAUGCAUUGAACUGAAUAAGGAUGGAUCAGAGAAGCUUCCACUCCAUGCCAGUGGUCCUGUUAUUUGUGGGCACACUGGUACACAUCACCCCGGCUGUCAGUGGACUGGUCAGGGAGCACUAUGUGGCUGCUGUUACAGUGGACUGGGAUUACAGCAAUGGACAAGAUCCAAGUUCCGAUAAUGUGUUUAAGAAGAUAGUUUACAAGGAAUAUGAAAAAGGCUUUGUUGCAUUAAAACGUAGCUCAAAACUGUCAGGUAUUUUAGGACCAACUCUACGUGCUGAGGUUGGAGAUACUUUAAAAGUUCACUUUAAGAAUACAGCUACAAAACCUCUUACUAUUCACCCGCAAGGAAUGUUAUAUGGGAAACUUUCUGAAGGGUCAAAAUAUUCUGAUGGCACAUCCUCGCUGGAAAAGUUUGAUGAUUCAGUGUCACCAGGCCAAACUUAUACCUAUAGUUGGGACAUCACAGAAAACAUGGGACCCAAAGAAGAUGAUCCUGACUGUCUUACCAGUAUUUACUAUUCUGCAGAGAACAUGGUUCAAGAUGUCAACUCUGGAUUGAUGGGCUCAUUGCUGAUAUGUAAAAAAGGAAGUCUGAAUGAUGAUGGAACUCCAAAAAACUUUAACAAAGAGUUUGUGCUGUUGUUUGCGGUGUUUGAUGAAAAUAAAAGCUACCAAGAACUUCCAUCAAAGACGGAGAGGCCAGUAAUGUACACAAUCAAUGGCUACGUGAACGGAACUGGGCCAGAUUUCGAAGCCUGUGUUGAUGACAAAAUCAGUUGGCAUCUAUUAGGCAUGAGCUCCAAGCCUGAAAUCUUUUCAGUUCAUUUCUUUGGCCAAACCUUGAAUGACGAUCAUCACAGUGUCUCAGUCGUAAGCCUUGCUAGUUCUUCUUCCACCACAGCAAACAUGACUGUCACUCAGAGUGGAAAAUGGACAAUAUCAUCCCUUAAUGGAAAGCACAUUGAAGCUGGAAUGCAGGCCUUUUUGAAUGUUGAAACAUGUACUAAUAAACAACGCAGCAAAAAACCUGUUUACCAAACGCGAUUUAUUACAAGCUGGGAUCACUACAUAGCUGCAGUUGAAGUUGAUUGGGAUUAUACCUAUCGUCGCACGGAGGACUCUGAAACCCCACCUUGCCACCAAACCUAUAAAAAAGUAAUCUAUCAGCAAUUUUCGGAUGGCACUUUUACAACUGCAACUGAACCUGAACGAUCAAGAAGGGAACUUGGACUUAUUGGGCCUGUCAUUCGAGCUCAGGUUAAAGACACAAUUAAGGUUGUAUUUAAAAAUAUGGCUAGUCAGCCUCACAAUAUAUAUCCACACGGAGUGUCAUUACAGAGGAUCUUUAAAGGCUACGUACCUGACCUUAAAGGUGAGGAGAUGCAGAAUAAUACAGUUAUGCCUGGUGAAACAGUCACCUACUACUGGACAGUUUUGGAGAAUGAUGAGCCUACAAGAAAUGAUCCUCAAUGUUUGACAAGAAUAUAUCACAGUACUGUUAACAUUUUGAAGGAUAUGGCAUCUGGGCUGCUUGGAACGCUUCUAAUUUGCAAGUCCAUGUCACUAAGUACCAGAGGAUUACAGGAAAAAGCAGAUGAAGAGCAAGUUGCAAUGUUCGCAGUGUUUGAUGAGAAUAAAAGCUGGUACUAUGAAGUCAAUAAGCAAAAAGCUUGUAGCUGGAUGCUUGCCAAAGACCCCAAAACUUUGUAUAGUUCCUAUGUUAUCAACACUAUAAAUGGAAAUUCUCUUGAAAAAGCAAUUCUGGGAUUCUGUUACAACCAUGUGGUUCAAUGGCAUGUUUCAAGCGUAGGAAUCUGGGAUGAAACUCUUACUCUACAGAUUAGUGGACAUACCUUUAGGUACAGAAGAGGAACUGGAGAUUUAGUAACUCUCUUUCCAAUGACUAGUGAGAGCAUUAUCAUAGAAAUGAAUAAUCUAGGUGUGUGGCUUUUUGGUAAUUUCAACUUUAAAGGAAAAUCUGGCAUGAAUGUCAGAUUCAGAGAUGUAAAAUGUUUUGCUCCUAUAGACUAUGAAGAGUUUGAAGAUGAAGAACUUGAAUUUAAUUAUCCAGAUGUCAGAACAGAAACAGAUGAGGAAGAGGAAUUAGACAUUCCUAUAGAUGACUAUGACUACAAUGAUAAGAUGGCCCUAGCGUUUAAUAUUAGGUCUUCGAAGAACAAUACAGGGACCAUAGAAGACAAAUUAAAUCUUACGGCUUUAGCUAUUGAUGAUAUGUAUGAGACCAACAUAAAAAAUGUAGAUAUCCUUUAUAACACAAGCACAUCAGGAAGUUAUGACAGUGAUUCAUCUGUGUCUACGGAAGAUACAUAUAAUAAUAACAUCAAAUUGGGGGGAAGUCAUGAUAUUCCCAAGGAGUCGGUUUCAGCUGAAGAACAUGUUGUUCCCACAAGUCCUAGUAAUUCUACUGAAGGAUUUAAUCUCACAGACACAUUACAAAGUGCUGUCCCUGAUCAAGGUGAAGAAACAUUUAACAGAACACAAGAUGUCUAUAUACAUGGCCAUAACGGCACAGAUGCUGACAAGGAAGAAAGCAUUAUUCAGGCAGAAAAUGACGUCCCUACAUAUUUUGAAGAAUCAACAAAUGGCACACAAAAGGAACAAAGCACAGAUGCCGACAAAGAAGAAAGCAUUCUUCAAGCAAAAAAUGAAUUCAAUAUACAUUUUAAUGACUCUACAAAUAGCACAAAUAAAGAACACAUAGAAGCAAUACAGAAGACCAACAGUUCAAAAACCACGCAAUCUAUAAGUGUUGCAAAAAGGGAUUUGGAAAAGGCAUUAAAUUACACAGAUAUGUCUUUCACCUUCAGUUAUAAGGAAAACAAAUCAAAGGAAUGGGAAGAAACUGUUCCAGAAAAUGACACUAUUCAGUUGCCACGUGGAACAGCAGGAUUUAUAGAAACGUAUGAAGUCAAUUUUACAAUUGAUGUAACAUCACAGACCAGUUCUGAUAGUUUACCCAUAAAAAUAAAUGGCGACCAGCACCACUCACCAACUGUAGCAUCAUCAACCUUACCACCAAAAAGUCACCCGGAGUUUACAACCCUGAAAUCUACAGAUGACAUAACAUCCACAUCUUUGGCAAGACCAAGUGAGACAAAGACUAGUAUUACUGAUUACCAUGACAGAGAAAUUGAAGAGAUGCUGGGUUCUCAAAUAUUUGAAGAUAUAAUGAAAAUUAUAAUGGUUGAACCUCAUGGUAAUGAAACCGAAACCGACUCGAAGGAGGAUUUAGGCCUAAUAGCCUCUGAAGGAAAAACAGAUGAUGUAAAUGAAUCAGGUAAUCAGUCAAAUCAGUCUUCAAAUGACAUACCACAACAAAGCUCUCAAACCGAAGCUAAAAAGGAGCGUAAAAUAAUUUAUGCAAAGAAAAUGGAAAAAUUCCAAAUUCAUGGCAUUGGAAAUAAUACCAAUAAUAUUAAAUAUGUCAAACGGAAAAAGAGAGUAACCAAAAUAAAAGGUAAAAGGACUGCAAACAGUACUGACUAUGAGCUCAACCAAUAUGCCUCUUCAAACACCUCAAACAAUGAGAACAUUACUGAGAACAACAACAUAGUGUUUUCUCCCAGAGGAAUUAAUCCCAGAGGUUAUUCCAAAUCUAUAAAAGAAAUAGUGAUUGGAGUACCCAGAGGUGGUGAUGGUGAUUAUGAAGAGUAUGAUGGAGAUGCAGAAUUCAACAGUAACAUUCAGGAAAAACCUAAACUUAUAAUUGCAUAUGAAGAGCCAUACAAAAUAAUGACAGAGGAUGAUGUUAACCGCUAUACCAACCCUGACAGGAUCAUAGAGAAUUAUCUACGAACCUCAAAAGGAACAAAGAGAAUUUACUAUAUUGCAGCUGAAGAAGUGCAGUGGGAUUACUCUGGACGUUUUAUAAGGUACAAUGUUAACGAAAAACCUGUCAGCGAAUCUAGAGGGACUGCCUAUAAGAAAGUUAUAUUUCGGCAGUACCUUGAUAGCACUUUCACAAAACCUGCUGUAGAUGGUGAAUAUGAAGAACAUCUUGGUAUACUUGGACCUGUAAUCAGAGCUGAAGUUGAAGAUGUUAUCCAGGUGACUUUUAAAAACUUAGCAACUCGCCCUUAUUCUAUUCAUGCUCAUGGAGUUUCUUAUGAAAAGUCGUCAGAAGGAUAUAGCUAUACCGAUGAAACAGAGGAGUGGCUCCGGGGAGAUGAUGUUGUAAAGCCUGGAGAAGUAUAUGUUUAUGUGUGGUAUGCCACAAAACAAUCUGGACCUGAGCCAGAGGCAUCAGCCUGCAGAACAUGGGCCUAUCAUUCUGGUGUCAACAUUGAAAAGGAUAUUCAUUCAGGCUUAAUAGGACCAUUGCUUAUAUGUAGAAGUGGAACUCUUGAUAAGGGAAACAACAGACCACUGGACGCCCGUGAAUUCAAUUUAUUGUUUAUGACUUUUGAAGAAGAAAAAAGCUGGUACUUUGAUAAAACAAAGAAUACAUGUACAGACAUCACAGACAAACCAGCAUAUGCAAAUAAAUGUCACACAUUUCAUGCAAUAAAUGGAAUUAUUUACAAUCUGCAAGGUCUUCAAAUGUAUCAGGAUGAAUUAGUGCGAUGGCAUUUGUUAAACAUGGGAAAUCCAAAAGAUGUGCAUGUGAUUAAUUUUCAUGGUCAGACUGUCACUGAAAGUAUAAAUAAUGAACAUCGACUUGCAGUAUAUCCUCUACUACCAGGUUCAUUUGCAACAGUGGAAAUGCGUCCUGCAAAACCUGGUCUUUGGCAGCUUGAUACGGAAGUGGCAGAAUAUCAGCAAGCAGGAAUGCAAGCAAUAUUUAACAUUGCAAAUGCAGAAUGCAACUUUCCUCUUGGCAUGGCAAGCAGACUGAUAUCCGAUGAUCAGAUCACUGCAUCACAUUACGUAGAUUUCUGGGAGCCGAAACUUGCCAGAUUGAACAAUGCAGGUUCAUACAACGCUUGGAGUGCACACAUGAAUACAUCUUCAUUGCCAUGGUUACAGGUGGAUUUACAACAAACAUAUUUAAUCUCUGGAAUACAAACACAAGGAGCUAAUAAAUAUUUCAACCAGUAUUACAUUACUGAGUUCUUUGUGGUAUACAGCAAAGACAAGAAAAAGUGGGCAGCUUUCAAAGGAAAUAGCUCUAGAUUGCAUAAGAUUUUUCAAGGGAAUACUGACUCCUCAAGUAUAAAAGAAAAUCAGUUUAAUCCUCCAAUUGCAGCACGAUACGUACGAGUUUAUCCCACAAAGUACUCCAAUAAACCAGCUCUUCGCAUGGAAUUGCUUGGGUGUGAAAUAAGCGGAUGUUCAGCUCCCCUAGGCAUUGAGAAUUUAAGUAUUAAGGAUGAACAAAUAACAGCUUCCUCAUACAAAACUUCUUGGUACACAUCACCAUGGGUACCAUCUCUGGCGCGCCUCAACAAAGCAGGAUCUGUUAAUGCUUGGCAAGCAAAGUCAAAUAACAACCAGCAAUGGCUACAGAUUGACUUUCUUUCAAUGAAGAAAAUUACUGCUAUUACAACACAAGGAGCAAAACAGUUUACUAGUGAAAUGUAUAUACAAUCCUACAGUAUUCACUACAGUGAAGAUGGAAAGAGCUGGAAAACCUACAUAGAUGAUUCCACCUCAAUGGAAAAGAUAUUCAGAGGAAACAGCAACAGUGCAGGAUAUGCUAAGAAUAAUUUCAACCCUCCAAUAUUUUCACGUUUCCUGAGGAUAAUUCCAAAAAGUUGGAAUCAAAGCAUCAUCAUGAGAGUGGAACUCUAUGGUUGUAAUAUUUAAAGUCAUCAUUGAAGUGUUCCGAAUGUAUGGAACAUGUUUUGUGUUACAGUAACUAUCCAGAGACACAUUUGCCUUGUUAAUUUGUGGUCUGUAUAUUCAAACAAAUGUUACCAUUUGACAUAUUCUUUUUUUAAAGUUUUUUUAUUUAUGAAAAUUGUUUUUGUGAUAUCUUGGUUGUUUUUUAUAAAACUGCUUAUUUCUGUUACUGAAAAUAUAAUCUAUUAAAAUGAACUUGUACUCAAAAUUUAACAUAAA
Messenger RNA from Rana temporaria (common frog), 6206 nucleotides. RefSeq names its product coagulation factor V (gene F5). Gene Ontology annotation, molecular function: oxidoreductase activity; copper ion binding. Lineage: Eukaryota; Metazoa; Chordata; Amphibia; Anura; Ranidae. The transcript has 26 exons. The coding region runs from base 201 to 5951 and encodes 1916 amino acids. The record is from RefSeq and is a predicted model, not a curated record.